Molecule: messenger RNA, 1598 nt
Organism: Thrips palmi
Lineage: Eukaryota; Metazoa; Arthropoda; Insecta; Thysanoptera; Thripidae
Product: NFX1-type zinc finger-containing protein 1-like
Exons: 9
Coding region: 238-1371 (377 amino acids)
Source: RefSeq, a predicted model, not a curated record
UUGCUUCGUGUUAUGGUGAAAUGCUUUAUAUUACAAAGGAUUUUGCUUUCGUGAAAUUUACAAUGCCUUGGGUUUUUUUCGUAUUACGAAGAAGGCAGCGCUAACUUUUUACUCUGCCAGGAACGGUGUGGACUACCGUGCCUUCCAUGUAAACAACCUUGCCCAGUCAAGUGCAGUCACUCGAAUUGCUCAAAGCAUUGCGGCCAGCGAUGCUCUCCUUGUUCGAAAAAAUGUGAGAUGGGAAAACCCACUUUCAAGUGUGAAAAGAAAUGUAGAGACCUGUGCACCUGGAGCCCCAGCAACAAUCCCUGUAGGUUCCCUGUAAGGAAAUGCAAACACGACUGCAUAGGUUUCGAAGGAGAUCCUUGCCCCAGCAUGUGCCGAAUAUGUGAUAAGCAGAGCAAGGAAUUUGAGAAGUCUUCUGAACAAGAUCGGUUUCUCGUGUUGACCGACUGCAAACACAUCGUGCGGUUUGACGAUAUGGAGAGGAGCAUCAGAGAGAGACCUACAGUCGUAAGACUUCCGUCCUGUCCAGUGUGCCAGGUUCCAGUUGCGAACUCUAGUCGCUAUGGAAACCUGGUGAAAGAUCGGCAAGAACACAUUGCAGUCAUCUACAAGGAUUUGGCAUCUUGCGCGACAAAGCCCAAAGAUGUCAUAGACAAACUCAAAAGACUGGCUGGGAAAUCAGACGCUGACAAGCGCACGAAACUUCUGAAUGCCUGUACAGCAGCAGAUUCCCCCAGCACACAUCGGUUGAUGACGACCCUGUGCGAAACCAUGGAAGUGGCGCAGCAGGGCGGUCCAUCCGACGCGUCGGCCAGGACGAUGCGCGGGCUCUGCACCUACGCCAAGGUCCUCUUCAUGCUGAACGGUUGUCUGCGUUCCGUGGCCCGGAGAGGGUCCAGCCUCAGACGAGAGGUGGCGCGCCAAGUCGAUGCUCUGGCGGCCGUGCUCGCCGCGCGGCCACGCAGCGUCCUCAGCGCUCAAGAGGUUCUGGAUUUGAACACUGAGCUGCUGCGGAUACAACGGCUGCAGCAACUCUGCAUGGUGGAGGAGCAGGCUGCUCAGGAUGGCACCGACGACCUGCAUUCCGACGACGAGUACUCGAAGGUGUCCUGCAUUGUCCGAGGCACGGGACCCUACCCGCGCAAGACUCUGGACGACGCCGUUGAUAGGACCAUCGAGCGGUUGGCCGCGAGCGUCCAGCUGGGCGCUCAGUGGUGGGAGGAGGUUGAACUCCCAAGAUCCGCCGCGCAGGGAAGCUGGUACUUCUGCGGCAAGGGGCACACCUACCCCAAGACGGGAACGGAGCGACGCUGCAACAAGUGCCCCAGGGACUGCAUGGCCAGAAUAUUGGAAGAUCCAUCGUAGACGCAUUCUCUGCUUCUUCUGCAGAGUGCAGCUUGGCUGUGCCUGAAGCUCAGUAUUGUCGGCGAGCGUCAGUGCGUUCGCAUUGUGUUCAAAUUUGUUUGAUGGUAAUUCCUAGUCUACUUUAAUCAUGUCUGACGUUUACACAAGUGAAGUAAGCUUUAAUUUUAACUCAUGACUGUAGUAAACUUUAAUUUUAUAAAUAGUGAAGUAAACUUUAAUUUUAAGUA